AUGGCUAAUGCACAACUCUCCUCAACGGCAUCCCUAACUAUGCUGAUGCCGUCAGGGGUUAUCCAUGAGAAAUCCAAUUCUCCUAAUAAUUCGGAACGACCAAGUGUACCAGAUGGAUAUCGAAAGAAAAAAAAUAAUAGACGUAGGAAGCCACAUCUUGAUCAGAAAAUUUCGUUGAAUACAACAUCAACCCCCAGGGGAGCUGAGAAUAUCCUAGUAGGCGAUCUUUCAGCUAUUCAAAAUCCUUCAGCGGCAGUGGUGGUGAGCACGCCAUUGAUUCCUAAAGAGUCAAUAGAAAAGAGUGGAAGAGAAAAAACUUUGAAUGAUCGAACGAACUGUCGUGAUGCUAUUCUCAGAGGAAAAAACAAGGAGACCUUGAAGCAAGAGAACGUGGAAAAAAAAGCGGGGCUCCGAGAAAGCGGUCAAAAUCGAAAGCGCGCCUCUAAUCAACAGAGAGAACCCCCGGCAAGGAAAAAGGAUAGCUCUCGUGAGCCUAUUUUGACUCCUCAGAAUACAGCCCAAAGCAACAAUCAAAAUGGCAUCUCAAGUCGAUUCACCUCCGUAUCGGCGCUAAGCACCCCUCCGAUGACGCCGAUUCCACAACGAUUACCCGAUCCAAAUGAAGAGGUGUCAGACUCUCUCUCUCUUUUACCUCUUCAGGAAGAAAAGAAUAUUAAAAACCGCCAUUCUGAGAAAGGCAAACAUCUACCAGGCUUGAUGUCAACAUCACAGACAAUAGGUAACGAUCCGGCGAUCGUAUCGUUGCGAUGCGCUGCGAUUAAGAAUAUUCAAACCGUUGAAGAGAAUCCACCCAAAAAGCCUUGUGAAGAUAUUCAAAGCAGCAAUUAUGAAGCGAAAGAAAGGACCUCUCUUAAUUUGCUGCCCCCAAAAGAGGUAGCGACCACUUCAUACAUUCAAAACUCCACUGCCUUUACAAAAAUACCAUUGAGCAACUCUUUGAGGUCGAGCAAGGGCAUCGAUCAGGCUGUGGUUUCCCUUGAGGGAGCCGCACUCUCGCCUCCGCCUUUUUUUUCUCCCGUAGAGAAAAGUAACGCGAGCGCAACACCUUCCUCUCCUGGGAUAAAUACCUCGCCAUUACCACCACUUUCCUCCUCUUCAGCAACGACGACAAUGGGAAGUUCUCGCAAGCUACGCGCAGAAGCCGCGGAAUUCCACCCCAGCGGAUUUUCCUACGAGGCUGGAAGUGGACCAAUGACCAGUCUAUCCAGCCUUUUUCGCGGCUUCAACACCACCACCACCACCAACGGUGGCAGCAAAGGGAACACCCCUCAACAGCCCUUUCAGAUGCUCUGGCAUUCCCAUCGGGCCUAUUGCCCCGCCAAGACGUCCUCCCCGUCCUUUUUCUCCCUCCCUGUGAGCGCCUGCCAGGAGGAGGAGGACGGCUCCCGAGGUGGCGCUAACGCGGCCUCGACAAGUGCCGUGACGUUUGAGGCCGACUGCGCAACCCUCAGCACCACCGCGGUGCUCACGGAAAGGCCGUCCGUGAGGGGGUCGCGCGGGGAAUUCCCCAGCGCCCCGCAAACCCAAACCCCAUACCCACCCCCGCCCUGUGGGCUAUCCCUCCAAGGCGGGGCCCCCGACAUGAGCUCCCCAGGCAAUCCCAAGUCGGGGGGGGACUUCUCCCCGAUCUCCUUCUCCUCGGGGAAUGUCAGUGGGUGUCAGCUCGCACGGUGUGUAAUCCCAAGCCCUUUUCCCCCCGAGGACGAAGCAGAAAGGGGAGAUCCGAGCAGCCCCCCGCCCGAGCGUGGGGGGGAUACCGUCCGGCUCACACACCUCGCCAUCGCCGACGACGUCGCGAUGGACGAAGGACUGAUGUAUGACCUCCUCGCCGACGCCGACGCUGACGCCGAGGACCUCGAGGACGAGAUCUUAUACUUCAAAGGAAAAGAAGACGAGGUGCGGGUAGGGGGAGGGGGGAUAAGUCGGUUUCAGUUUAGCCCUUCCAGUAAUGGGGAUUGGGAGACGCGGAGUAGCGCCUCGGCCCAUUCGCACGUCCGCCAUGAAAAUCAGCUGGGCGGGUACUGGAGCCUCGAUGGGCCGAGAGUCAUGGAGGCGACGCGGCUUUACCCUCCCUCCUCCCGCUCUAACGGCGGGAUGGCAAUGGAAGGGGCCGAAAACGCGGCCACAACCUAUCCUUGCGGGGGAAAUCCGCAUCCCCCACCCCGCACGCUGUCCACAUUUACGAUGGAUUACGACGAUUAUGGGGAUAUCUGGAGGGUGGAAAGGAGCUCCGACGAGGAUAGCUUGGACGAAGAGCAGGUGCUGUGGAUAGAGGAGCAGCUGCGCUUGAAUGAGAAUCCAAAGGCUUUUUACUGA
This is a messenger RNA of Phytomonas sp. Hart1, 2337 nucleotides long. NCBI's taxonomy places the organism in Eukaryota, Euglenozoa, Kinetoplastea, Trypanosomatida, Trypanosomatidae. The record is from the annotation of a GenBank genome assembly.